AUGUCGUUUUCUGGCCCCCAAUUAGAGCUCCUGAUUGGGAACCCCUCCAUAUGGCAAUGGAUCCUUGAGGGCGACGAGCUCCUAUUAGGCCAGUCUACUUCAGCAGAUCCAACACUAUCUCACACUCGCGGAUUUCACGACAGCGCCACAGGCGAAUUCGUCUCAUUUUAUGACCUCAAGCCCAUUGCUACCACAGUCUGUACAAUUCUGCAUCAAGAAUAUGAUGUCAGACCUGGGCAGACGAUUGCCAUCAUUAGGCAGAACUCUAUCUGGUAUCCUGCUGCAAUGUUAGCUGCGAGUCGACUAGGUGCUGUAGUUACGCUAUUACCGCCUGGCUCCAUGAAAGAUGAUCUAAUUUAUUUACUUGGAACGUCAAAGACGGCUCUUGUGUUUACUGACGAGAGCGCGGUUGAUAAAGUCACAGCCGCUUCCAAAGCACUCGGAAUACCAGCGAAGAAUGUUUUAAGAUUAGAUGGACCUGAAUAUCAGAUGAACAGCCUCCGGAACCUGCGACAGCGAGGAGAGUCAAUGUACCCUUCAUCAUACGCCAAAUCGUGGGGACCGAAAUACAACGAGCCGUCGCCAUGCGCAUUUCUUUCAUGGAGCUCUGGUACUACUGGAAAGCUCAAAGCUGUCCAGAUAUCUCACGCCAACGUCAUCAGUCAACUCCGUCAGAUCAGCGUCCUCACUCCACCAGACCGACGUCGUACUGUACUGGGUGCUCUGCCCUUUUAUCAUAUCACCGGUCUGGUCCAUUUACUCCAUCUGCCCAUCGUUCUCGAGCAGCAGAUGAUGGAGACCACUGUGAGAUUUAAAUGCGAUAAACUGUGGCUUGUACCCCCUCUAUUAAUUCGACUUUUGAACGACAAAUCGGCCCAAGGAUACGACUUGUCAUUUGUCAAACAAUUCAACACCGGUGCAGCCCCAUUGGCAGAUCAAUUGAUUUCUCGGCUUGCGAGAAAGUUCCCGACUGUUGCUGUCCGACAAGCCUGGGGUAUGACGGAGACGACUUCCUGCUUGACGGUGACUCCGCCUGAUUUAUCAACCUGGAGCAAUGCCUCAAAGGUUGGCAAGUUGGUUCCAGGUACCGAAAUACGUGUUGUAGAUCCCGACACGGGAGAAUAUGUACCAGCUGGAAAUGUUGGAGAGAUUUGGGCGAAGGGCCCCCAAGUUACUAUGGGCUGCCUGGAUCGUCCGGAGGAAACUGCCGCAUCAUAUCUGCAAGAUGGCUUCUUCAAGACGGGUGACCUUGGUUCCAUCGACAACGAAGGAUUCAUCACGAUCCACGAUCGCAUCAAGGAGAUGAUAAAGGUACGAGGACAUGCCGUAGCUCCAGCUGAACUCGAAGACCUCCUUCACGGCCAUCCUAAAGUCAAAGAUGCUGCUAUAAUUGGCAUCCCGGAUGACUACUCUGGUGAAAUGCCAAGAGCCUUUGUGGUCCUUGCAAGUGGAGUCCAGGGUGGACCAGAGGUUGUGAGAGAGUUACAGGAGUUUGUUGCGGCGAGGAAGGCAAAGCAUAAACGCUUGAGUGGAGGUGUUGAGUUUGUGGAUCAGAUUCCAAAAAGUCCUUCUGGCAAGAUUCUGCGUCGGGUGUUGAAAGCGUCAUGGAAAGAGAAGAUGGAGUCGAAAAGAGCAAAGCUGUAA
Messenger RNA from Fusarium subglutinans, 1644 nucleotides. Its product is annotated as phenylacetyl ligase. The transcript has 7 exons. The coding region runs from base 1 to 1644 and encodes 547 amino acids. The record is from RefSeq and is a predicted model, not a curated record. NCBI's taxonomy places the organism in Eukaryota, Fungi, Ascomycota, Sordariomycetes, Hypocreales, Nectriaceae. Gene Ontology annotation, biological process: secondary metabolic process. Gene Ontology annotation, molecular function: CoA-ligase activity.